CACAGACCUCCUAAAAUCGACGGUCAUUAAACCAUCAACCCCAAAUCCCAACAUAAAAACCCAUGCACAAUAUAAAACAACCUCCCACUUUGGGCCCCACACCAAAUCCAAACAUUACCUAAAUAAACCGCCUCUUCGAAUCCUCAAAAUCCAAAACCCUAAUUCUCUCGAUCCCCAUGGACGACGACGACGACUCGUUUCUCGACCACAAGCUCUGCGGGUACUUGUGCACCGUUCUCACGGUCAAUCUUCCUCCGCCUCCACUCCCCGAAACGCCGCGUUUCAACACUCACUGCGAAAUAUUCGGGGACGGUUCGGAGGUCGGGUUCAGGUGCCAAAACGGCAUCGUGCUCUCAGUAGUUUCAUGUUCAGAGCAAUGCGAGCGGAACGGCGUCGUUCCGGAGAAGAGGAGGAGGAAGGUGAGGAAGAUAGGGCAGGUGCACGGGAGCAUCAGCGUGGUGCACCAGCUCCACGCGCUGGUGGUCCACAGGUGUGUGAAGGUCAAUGCGCGCGUGGUUUGGGUCGGUGGUGGUGGUGGCGGUGAUGGUGAGGUGAGGGCGGUGGUACUGGUGGACGUGUACGUGCCGAUCGUGGCAUGGAGUGGGUGGCAGUUUCCGAGGUCCGGUGGGAUCGCCGGAGCGCUUUUUCGGCACUUGAGCUAUGACUGGGGGGAGAGAAAGUCAAUACUUGCUUGUGGAGAAUAUUGUAUAGAAGCUCAUGGAGCUGAUGAGAGCAUUUGGAAUCUUUCUGAUUGUCAUGUUCUUGGAUGUAAGCUGCAUUACAAUGCCACCGAUUCUUCAAAAAGAAGGCCAUUUGAACUUCAUGAAAUUUUUAAGAGCUUACCUAGCGUGAUGAAGGAGAGACAGUCUGGUUCUUCAAGAAUUAUACCAGUAAACGGCUCUUAUAAAUCUGGCAUUUGGGAGGUAUCUGAUGACAUUUUGAUUAAGAUACUAGCUGUACUUGGCCCGAUGGACCUUUAUAGGGUUGCAGCAACCUGUUGCCAUCUAAGAUCCUUGGCCGCAUUAGUCAUGCCAUGUAUGAAAUUAAAACUGUUUUCUCAUCAGCAGGCGGCAGUCCAAUGGAUGUUGCAGCGUGAGCGCAAUGCUGAAAUUUUGCCACAUCCUUUAUUCAGGGCUCUCUCAACUGAAGAUGGAUUUAGUUAUUAUGUAAAUGUUGUUUCUGGCGAAAUAGUUACCGAGAUACCUCCCACUAUCAAAGAUUUUCGUGGGGGUAUGUUCUGUGAUGAACCUGGCUUAGGCAAGACUAUAACUGCUCUUUCCCUUAUUUUGAAGACACAGGGAACGCUAGCAGAUCCACCAGAAGGGGUACAAGUAAUCUGGUGUACACAUAAUGGUGACCAGAGAUGUGGCUAUUAUGAGCUUAGUGGUGAUAAUAUCACUGGUGGUAACAUGUUCCUGGACAAUAGGGAUGUAGGUCAGAAUGCUCACAGAGGCAUGGAGGACUUGAACCACUCCUCAACUAAAAGAGUCAGGUUAAUACUUUUUGAUGAGCAGAUUGCAGGAUUUGAUGAGUCAAGUCCUAAUAAAGGAAAGAAAUCACCUUUAUCUGCAUGUUCUGAGCCAGCAAUGUCUGUGGUUCGACGCUCUAGAGAUUUGGGCCGCAUCAAGAAAAAUCUUUUUUCCCGAUAUGAAGGAGAAACUGUUUUUCCUAAAGAAAGGAAGCUUGGUAAAAAUUCAAGUAAAAGGAAGCAUACUUCUAUUGAUCCUGAACAUUGCUCUCAGGAAAAGCAAGUUGGUGUGUUACAUGGAGUAUUAAAUGAUUGCGAGAGGCCUGGGGGGGCUGCCGCAGAUCAUCUCGAGUAUAAUGACACCUGGGUUCAAUGCGAUGCUUGUCGCAAGUGGCGGAAGCUUGGAGAAACUAGGGUAUCUAAUGCUAGUGCAGCAUGGUUUUGUAGUAUGAACCCUGAUUUUCUAUACCAGAGUUGUAGCGUUCCUGAAGAAUCUUGGGAUAAUUGCAGCCGAAUAAGACAUUUACCAGGAUUCUACACCCAAGGAACUUCUGGGGGUGAGGAACAGAAUGUUUCAUUUUUCACCAGUGUGCUUAGAGAGCAUUAUCGUUUGAUAAAUUAUGAAUCAAAGAAAGCCUUGACUUGGUUGGCUAAGCUUUCUUUGAACAAACUCUCACAAAUGGAAUCAGUUGGCGUACAAAGUCCUUACUUAGGCACUUCUGUUGUGCCUGUGGGAAAUGCCCAUGGCUUCUACAAAAUAUUCCAAGCAUUUGGUCUCAUAAAGAGAGAAGUAAAAGGUAUUUGUAGGUGGUAUUAUCCUCGAGAUCUUGACAACUUGGUCUUUGAUGUGGCUGCUCUCAGGAUUGCUCUCUGUGAGCCACUGGAUUCUGUCAGGUUAUAUUUGUCCAGAGCUACCUUAAUUGUUGUGCCAUCAAAUCUAGUUGAUCAUUGGAAAACUCAAAUUGAAAAGCAUGUCAGUCCUGGUCAAUUACGUUUGUUUGUUUGGGCUGAUCAUAGGAAGCCUGCUGCACACAGUCUAGCUUGGGAUUAUGAUAUUGUAAUAACUACUUUUAAUCGGUUAAGUGCAGAGUGGGGCCCACGUAAGAGAAGUGUAUUGGUACAAGUGCAUUGGCUUAGAGUCAUCUUAGAUGAGGGACACAGCCUUGGCUCUAGUGUUAACUUGACAAACAAAUUGCAGUUGGCUGUGUCGUUGGUGGCUUCAAAUCGGUGGAUAUUAACGGGGACUCCAACUCCUAACACUCCCAACAGUCAACUGUCACAUCUUCAACCAUUGCUUAAGUUCCUUCGCGAGGAAGCAUUUGGACUGAAUCAAAAGUCAUGGGAAGCUGGAAUUCUUAGGCCGUUUGAAGCAGGGAUGGAGGAGGGACGGUCACGUUUGUUGCAUUUACUUCAUAAGUGCAUGAUUAGUGCAAGAAAGAUGGAUUUGCAUAGUAUUCCACCCUGCAUCAAGAAAGUUACUUUUCUCAAUUUUACUGAGGAACACGCAAGAAGUUACAAUGAACUAAUAGUUACAGUGCGGCGCAAUAUACUAAUGGCCGACUGGAAUGAUCCUUCUCAUGUUGAGAGUCUACUGAAUCCCAAGCAGUGGAAGUUUAGAAGUGCAACUGUCAGAAAUGUCAGGCUAUCUUGUUGUGUGGCUGGACAUAUUAAAGUGACAGACGCUGGUCAAGAUAUUCAGGAAACGAUGGAUGUUUUAGUUGAAAAGGAUCUUGAUCCUACUUCGGAAGAGUAUGCUCAUAUAAAAAGCAACCUCCUGUGUGGUGGGAACUGUGUCAGAUGUCAGGAAUGGUGCCGUUUACCUGUCAUUACGCCAUGUAGGCAUCUUUUGUGCCUUGAUUGUGUCGCUUUGGACAGUGAAAAGUGUACUUAUCCUGGAUGUGGUAAUUUAUAUGAGAUGGAGACUCCUGAUGUGCUAACCCGGGCAGAAAAUCCUAACCCGAAAUGGCCUGUUCCCAAAGAUCUUAUUGAGUUACAACCAUCAUACAAACAGGAUAACUGGGAUCCUGAUUGGCAAUCAACAUCUAGCAGUAAGGUCACUUACCUUGUACAGAAGUUGAACACUUUGCUGGAAGGUAAUAGAGAGGCUGGUUACUACAUGGGUGAGGGCAAAAAGUGCAUGGGUGAGCUACUUUCUCCCUCGCAUAUGAGCGAUGCAAAGUUAUUGUUACUGGAUAACUUCUCCAGAACAAGCACCAAUACUGAGAAACUUGGCCCAGAGAAAGUCAUAAUUUUUUCUCAAUUUCUUGAGCAUAUUCAUGUCAUUGAGCAGCAGUUAUCUUUUGCAGGUAUUAAAUUUGCUGGGAUGUAUAGUCCAAUGCAUUCUAGCAACAAGAUGAAGGCACUGACCACAUUCCAGAAUGAUGCAAGUUGUAUUGCGCUCUUGAUGGAUGGGAGUGCUGCACUGGGGCUUGAUCUAAGCUUUGUAACGCAUGUGUUUCUAAUGGAACCAAUUUGGGACAAAAGCAUGGAGGAACAAGUGAUAAGUCGUGCUCAUCGGAUGGGUGCUACUCGUCCUAUUCAUGUGGAAACUUUAGCAAUGCAUGGUACAAUUGAAGAGCAAAUGGUUGGGUUCUUACAGGAUGCUGAUGAGUGUAGGAGACUCUUGAAGGAAGAGUGUGGAAAACCUGAUCGCGAGGGACCGCGAGCUCAUCGUACAGUACAUGAUUUUGCUGAAAGCAAUUAUCUCUCUCAGAUUAGUUUUGUGCGCACUAACCCAAAGAAGUAAUGCUUUGUUGGAUUGUCAAGAAAAAUUGGAGGAUGAUGAUAAAGAACUCCACCUGCUGCUGCGUUUUGGAGGAUAUGGCGGCCUAUUUCAUCACUUUGCCCAAAUGAUUUAUUUGAUUUGUUAAGUAUUUUUGCUCCUCGAGUGUUCUCACAUGGGGUCUCGCCGUCUUGGAAUUCACUGAGGCAUUUGGCACUUGAAUCUUCCCUAAUUUGGGUAUGUGAUAGAGUUGUAUAUGGGUCAGUUCAAACAAACAAGAAUGAAUACAGUUGGAUGUCUCGUUAAUCUGA
Messenger RNA from Alnus glutinosa, 4501 nucleotides. RefSeq names its product F-box protein At3g54460. The transcript has 9 exons. Lineage: Eukaryota; Viridiplantae; Streptophyta; Magnoliopsida; Fagales; Betulaceae. Gene Ontology annotation, molecular function: protein binding; ATP binding; zinc ion binding. The record is from RefSeq and is a predicted model, not a curated record. Bases 177 to 4214 code for a protein of 1345 amino acids.